This is a messenger RNA of Populus trichocarpa (black cottonwood), 979 nucleotides long. RefSeq names its product reactive Intermediate Deaminase A, chloroplastic. Gene Ontology annotation, molecular function: deaminase activity. The coding region runs from base 53 to 658 and encodes 201 amino acids. Lineage: Eukaryota; Viridiplantae; Streptophyta; Magnoliopsida; Malpighiales; Salicaceae. The record is from RefSeq and is a predicted model, not a curated record. Gene Ontology annotation, cellular component: cytosol. The transcript has 6 exons.
AACUAAAGCACUACCUGCAACCUCAUUAAGAAAACUGCAAACAAGAGAGAAAAUGUCGUGGUGUGCUCUAAAACCCUUAAAUGUCUCGUUGAUGAACGCCGGCGCAGUGCGCAACCGAACCCCUUUUUCCAUCGGCGGCAUUGGCUGCGCCUCCGUCAUCAACACCGGUCUCUGGCGGCAGUGUUGUUCCACUCGAUUAGCCACUCCUCCUUUCGCUUCCUUGACCACUUACACUUUACCUCCUAAAAAAGAGGCUGUUAAAACUGACAAGGCACCAGCUGCAUUGGGACCAUAUUCUCAAGCAAUUAAAUCCAAUAACCUAGUAUUUGUUUCAGGUGUUUUAGGUCUCAUUCCAGAGACUGGGAAGUUUGUCUCGGAGAAUGUUGAGGAUCAGACAGAACAGUUACUUAAGAAUAUGGGGGAGAUACUGAAAGCUAGUGGUAGCGACUAUUCCUUAGUAGUAAAGACAACAAUAAUGUUGGCUGACUUGAAAGACUUCAAGAAAGUGAAUGAUAUCUAUGCAAAAUACUUCCCUGCACCAUUUCCUGCUCGCUCAACAUAUCAGGUAGCAGCAUUGCCAUUGGAUGCCAAGAUUGAAGUCGAGUGCAUUGCUGAACUUCCCCAAAAGGUGGAGCCUCAGCCAGUUUCGCUCGCGUGACCUAAGUUAACAAUGUGAAGGAAUUCAUCUGGCACUUUUCAGAAGUUGUUCAAGUUAAUAAAAGUGGGAGGGGCCCGCAUACAUGACAAUGGGGUUCUACUUUGUCUUACUUCCCCUUGGUUGUCUUUCCCAUCAUUAGUAAACAGCUGGCAUGCUUGAGAACAUGGGGCAAGAAGCCCCCGGGUAAUCAUGGAACCAAAAAAAUGAACAAACAUUGAGGAAUUUACAGCGUUCUGUAAGUGCCAUUAUUGGAUGAAUGUGUAACUUUGUGAAGUUUAAGCCAGAACUUUAAAGCCUUGCAUGUUGCAGUCUUUUUGUUAA